This is a messenger RNA of Nannospalax galili (Upper Galilee mountains blind mole rat), 1921 nucleotides long. RefSeq names its product ring finger protein 215 (gene Rnf215). Gene Ontology annotation, cellular component: cytoplasm. Gene Ontology annotation, molecular function: frizzled binding; ubiquitin protein ligase activity. The transcript is spliced from 9 exons. Bases 88 to 1230 code for a protein of 380 amino acids. Gene Ontology annotation, biological process: Wnt receptor catabolic process; ubiquitin-dependent protein catabolic process; negative regulation of canonical Wnt signaling pathway. The record is from RefSeq and is a predicted model, not a curated record. NCBI's taxonomy places the organism in Eukaryota, Metazoa, Chordata, Mammalia, Rodentia, Spalacidae.
CCCCGCCCAGUCCGGCGCGGCCUCUCUCCCAGCUCCUCCAGCGUCCAGGACCCCAGUCCUGGGUCUCGCCAGCGCUCCAGUCCGACCAUGGGCCCCACCGAUCGCCCGACGUUGAGGUCGCCGCCGCCGCCGCCGCCGCCUCCUCCUUCACCGCCAUCGCCGCUGCUGCUGCUGCUACCCCUGCUGCCCCUCUGGCUGGGCCUGGCGGGGCCCGGGGCCGCAGCAGAUGGUAGCGAACCGGUGGCCCCGGCGGGGCGGGGCGGAGCCCGCUCAGUGCGGGUGGACGUGAGGCUGCCGCGGCAGGACGCUCUGGUACUGGAGGGCGUGAGGAUCGGUCCCGAAGCCGGCCCGGCGCCUCCGCUGGGCGGCCGCCUGCUGCUGAUGGAUGUCAUGGAUGCUGAACAAGAGGUACCCGUAGAUGGCUGGAUUGCCGUGGCAUAUGUGGGCAAGGAGCAAGCCGCCCAGAUCCAUCAGGAAAAUCAAGGCAGUGGCCGGCAGGCUCAUCCCAAGGCUCUGGUCCAGCAGAUGCGACGGGCCCUCUUCUUGGGAGCCUCUGCCCUGCUUCUUCUCAUCUUAAACCACAAUGUGGUCCGAGAGCUGGACAUAUCCCAGCUUCUGCUCAGGCCAGUGAUUGUCCUCCAUUACUCCUCCAAUGUCACCAAGCUGUUGGAGGCACUGCUGCAGAGGACCCAGGCUAUCGCUGAGAUCACCAGUGGAGAGUCCCUGUCAGCCAACAUUGAGUGGAAGCUGACAUUGUGGACCACCUGUGGCCUCUCCAAGGAUGUCUAUGGGGGCUGGCAGGACUUGGUGUGCCUAGGAGGCAGUCAAGCCCAGGAGCAGAAGCCCCUGCAGCAGCUAUGGAAUGCCAUCUUGCUGGUGGCCAUGCUCUUGUGCACAGGCCUUGUGGUUCAGGCCCAGCGGCAGGCAACGCGGCAGAGCCAGCAGGAGCCUGGAAGCCAGGGGGACUUGUUCAAACGCCGUGUGGUUCGGAGACUAGCUUCCCUCAAGACCAAGCGCUGCCGGCUGAGCAGGGCAGUGCACAGCCUCCCAGAGCCUGACACUGAGACUUGUGCUAUUUGUCUGGACUACUACUAUAAUAAGCAGUGGCUCCGGGUGCUGCCCUGUAAACAUGAAUUCCACCGAGACUGUGUGGACCCCUGGCUGAUGCUACAACAGACCUGCCCACUGUGCAAGUUCAACGUCCUAGGGAACCACUAUUCAGAUGAUUAACUGCCCUGGUGUAGAUUCUGCACAUGGGGAUGGACCCCUCCCAGCCUGUACACCAGAGAGGAGUGGAAUGGGCAGGCCAGCCAGCCCUGUGGGCCAAGGAAGGGCCCUACCAUAUCUAGGAGGGACUCAUAGCCCCAGGCUGAAGAUGCAGAGCCAGGACCCACCAGGCAAGGAGGUCAUUAGGGCCCCUUCUCUGCAACUCUGGGACAUCUGUGUCUGUUGUCAGGCAGCUCCCAGAACUCUGGGGAAAGAGAAUGUGGCCAAUACAUCUGCCCUCAGUGUUUUGGAGCUAUAAUGGCUGAAUUUUAUGCUAUUUAUUGGGAUGGAAGAAAAAAGAUAUAUGGUCCAGCUGGCUUGACCAUCUUUCAAGCUACAGCUUGGUCAGGUCAAGGCUAUGAGGUUAAACUGAGCCUCCUCCACUGCCUGCUUCCCUUAUCUUAGGCACAGAAGCUAUAGGCCCUGCUACCUGUCCAGCUGGGCACCUUUUCCUAGUCUGGCUGGGAUCAGAGGCCUUAGAAACCAUCUAGUGCUAUACUUCUUGGUUGGGCUACGUGUUACUACGUGUUACUAACCAGGAUACUUGAAGCCACAGAAUAUAUGUGGUACAUCUCCCAAGGGCAUCCAUUAAAAAAAAAAAAGGUUGGAGUAGGGAAGUUUUAAUAAAAUAAACAUGGAAUAUAUUUUAACAUAA